This is a messenger RNA of Eufriesea mexicana, 5126 nucleotides long. RefSeq names its product CLIP-associating protein (gene chb). Gene Ontology annotation, biological process: establishment of mitotic spindle localization; mitotic spindle assembly. The record is from RefSeq and is a predicted model, not a curated record. NCBI's taxonomy places the organism in Eukaryota, Metazoa, Arthropoda, Insecta, Hymenoptera, Apidae. Gene Ontology annotation, cellular component: spindle microtubule; cytoplasmic microtubule; mitotic spindle. Gene Ontology annotation, molecular function: microtubule binding. The transcript is spliced from 26 exons. Bases 442 to 4749 code for a protein of 1435 amino acids.
UCAAAAUGGCGUCGCGUGCACGGUGCCGAUAAUUUUCGUUACGUUAAAUGUUCGUUAUUAUUUUUCGUGCAUAAUAAAACUAAAAUGCAAUCGGUGUUUGCUGUUUAAACGUGUAAUGCUGAACGAAAUUCUACAUAAGGAACUGUGGAAUAACAUCACUCGAGCGGCAUCAUAAUCCUGGAAUAACUCGCGCGACAACGAUUGUGAGACAAGCAGGGAAGAAGUACUGUUUUGCGUAUGGCUUUUAAACCGCACGGACAGUUUUGUUUCGCCGAUAACCGCGUUCUUGGUGAGAAACGUCGUUGGCAUGACGAAAGACGCGUGUUUAGUUUUCGUGCAUCGUGAAACCACGACGAGCUAUGUGCUUUGACGUGCACGAGUGAAAUCUAGUUUCGUUCAAAGACUCGCGAAGGUGUGGAGACGACGUGCGUGUUAGCCACUAUGGCGGUGAAUCCGCGUGAUAUGGACGGUUUUAUGCCGCUCCUGUCAACGACGGACAUCAAGAAAAAGUUAAACGUUGGUAGUUUGCUGUUGAAUUAUUUGGGAGAUGCGACAAAGAGUAUCGAAUGUCAAGACAUCGGACAGUUUAUCGACAACAUCAUACCAUGGCUAGGCAACGGCAACCCCAAGGUUGUCCAGAAUGGUUUAGAAAUCCUCACGUUCCUCGGGGAUCGAAUGGGUCACGACUUCAAGCCUUAUAUUUCCACUAUCAUUCAACCAACGAUAGAUCGACUAGGUGACAGCAAAGAUGCGACACGUGAAAAGGCUCAGCUAGUGCUUCUUAAAAUAAUGGAGAAAGGAUGCAUGUCUCCGCAACAACUUCUGGACAGACUACGGCCGGCUUUUAAUCACAAGAAUGCAAAGUUACGAGAAGAAGCUCUAAUUCUGUUAACAACAACUUUGAACGAACACGGUGCCGAUGAAAUGAUAUUGUCAGGAGUGAUCCCGAGUAUCGUAAAAUUAUUGUCGGACCCAUCGGAAAAAGUACGAGAAACUGCAUUGAACACGCUGGCGGAUAUCUACAGACACGUUGGCGAAAGAUUACGCGUUGAUUUGCAGAGAAAGCACAACGUACCGCAAGCUAAAUUACUGUUGUUAAUAGAGAAAUUCGAUCAGCUGAAAGCCGCUGGCGACCUGCUGCCACUAGCAAUGUCUUCGGACGUUGGGAAGAGUACCGAUGAAACAGACAGAGCAAUCAAAUCAGCUCCUGUGAAAAGAUCGACUAUUCCUCCAAAAAGAGGACAAUUCGGUCCAGCGAAAGCUUCAUCUUCAGCUCUAGCUCAGCCUGGUAGCACACCUUCCACGGUUCCAAGGGCUACAACCGUCAAAAGGAACGUGUCAGUAAAAUGGACAUCGGGUCAAGCUGGUGCUGUCGACGAGGAAACCUUCCUUACAGCAUUCGAAGAUGUGCCAUCCGUUAAUUUGUUUUCCGCAAAAGAUCUCGAAGAGCAGAUGAAAAACAUAAAAGAUAAUGUUGGUGAUGAUAAAAAAGAUUGGAAGCAAAGGACCGAAAGUAUGAAAAAAUUAAGAGCGAUCAUAAUCGCGAAUGGUCCGAGUUACGAAAACUUUUUGGAAAAUUUGAAAAGUAUACAAAGAGCUUUUGAAGUUGCUUGCACGGAUCUUAGGUCGCAAGUGGUAAGGGAGGCGUGUAUUACCUUAGCAUUUCUUAGUCAACAGUUAAAAAAUAAAUUCGCUAGUUUUGGAGAAGCAGUCUUACUGACUUUAAUGAACCUUAUACAAAAUAGUGCCAAGGUUGUGGCAACAGCUGGUGCCGUAGCAGUAAGGUUUAUUCUUCAAAAUACACAUAGCAGUCGUUUUGUGCCAAUUAUCACAUCAUGUUUAAGUCACAAAAGUAAAGACCUUCGUCGAGCAUCGUGCGAAUAUCUAAAUCUAAUUUUACAAAUAUGGCCUACCCAAAUAUUACAAAAACACGUGACGAUAUUGCAAGAUACAAUCAAGAAAGGUAUCGCAGACUCAGAUUCGGAAGCAAGAGCUUUUGCUAGGAAAUCAUAUUGGGCAUUUAAAGACCAUUUUCCAGAACAAGCAGAAGCACUGCUCAAUAGUCUCGAUACUGCAUACAAACGAUCGUUGAUGUCUCUCAGCAACAGCGGUAGUAUUAACAGUUUAAAUGUAGUCACGAGAUCGGCGAGCGUUAGUCCUCGAACAUCCAGACCAGUAAUGAGUGCUACAGAUCGUGGUACUCCGGGUGUUAGGUCUACUAGCGCAAUAGAUUUACAAGCUGCACAAAGAGCUAAGGCAAGGAUGAUGUACGCGAACAUGAGCAGACAAAAAGCGUCCCUCCCACGUCCAAGUAAAUCGCCAGAUACAACUGCUGUUGCCAGUCCAGAAAGGAGUGCAAGAACAAGAACGAGAGUGUCCGGAGUGUCUCAAUCUCAACCUAGCAGUAGAUCAGGAUCCCCAUCGUCAAGACUGAGUUAUGCAACGUAUAAUCGUGAAGGAGAAUCGUUAAUUGCAAGACCUAGACGGUUAUCUGGUCAUGGAAUCAGAAGUACUGGUAACAGUCGUGAACCAAGUCCACAGAGGUUUGGAAUGGAUAGAAGUUUUGCAAGUAAAAUACGAGGCAGAAGUUUACAUAUGUCUCCAACGGAUAGGCCUCAAUCUAGACCGGUCAUGGCACAGAAGAUGUUGCAACAGUCACGAGAAGCAGAAUCAGCAUUAGCAGAUGCGCUUACAUUCGAAAACAUUGAUAAUUAUACAAGAACACCAAGAGGAAAAGGUGACCACAGCGAUGAUAGUGAAACCAGCAGCAUAUGUUCUGAACGAAGUAUGGAUAGCUUCAGACGACCAAACGAUUCGUUCUCAUGGAGUGGCUCUCAGCAAAGACUGUAUCGUGAUAUGUGGGAUCAAUCUAUCCCCAAGGAUAUUAAAGAGAUUAUAGAAAAUUGCGCACACAAGCACUGGGGCGAUAGGAAAGAAGGGUUAGUCGGAUUGCAACAUUUUCUUUCAAAUGGGAAUACGCUUACAGCUACGGAAUUGCGCAAAGUAACGGAUAUUUUUACAAAAAUGUUCAUGGAUUCACAUACAAAAGUAUUUAGUUUAUUUUUGGACACACUGAAUGAAUUAGUAGCUACACAUAGUGAAGAUCUUGGUGACUGGCUCUAUGUCUUAUGCGCAAGACUUUUGAAUAAGUUAGGCACUGAUUUACUUGGGUCGAUACAAGCGAAAAUUCACAAAACACUUGAUGUUGUUAGGGAAUGUUUCCCAGGCGAACAACUUUUACCUGCUGUAAUGAGGUAUUUGACAGAUCCAACACAAACUCCAAAUUCUCGUGUAAAAGUAGCUACACUCAUGUUCAUUACACAAAUAGCAGAAACGGCAGAGCCAUCUGCUCUUAAUAAUUCUGCAGGAACAGCGUUGGCAAGGUUACUCGAUUGGUCAAACGAUGUUAAAAGUCAAGAUGUUAGAAGACAUGCACAAAAUGCUGUUAUAUCGCUAUAUAAUUUAAAUCCUCCAAAAGUGACUAUGCUACUAGCCGAUUUACCGAAAUAUUAUCAGGAGGCGGCGCUGCCAUUAGUGCAGAAUCACUUAAGAAAAUCAUCAGGUUCAAGUAAUCCUGCAUCCCCUGGAACUCCACCUCCAAGAGCACAGAGUUCACCAGCACGUUCGAAAGGUAAAAGUGAUAUCGAUAAUGCGGAUGAAAAUUUAGAAGAAGUUUACAAUAUUUCUCACAGAUCUUUAAGACGUACAACAGCAGAGAUACAAAAUUAUGGUUUUGAACGUUUAGAAAGAGCAACUACUAGCAAAGACAGUGGAAUUAGUAAUAUGGCUGAUGUAGAGGAAAAAAUGGAAGGACUUACAUUAUGCAAUUCGGGUCGUUCGUCUUCUGUUUCUUCGCCAACACAAAGAGGUCGAUCUGUUACUAACAUUACAGUUAACGGUUCAAGUGAUACGAUCGCGGGAGAUCUCAUCUUACCUCAAGAAAACAAUGGUUACAAAACGCAUGGAUCAUCACCUGAUUCGAUAAAGAGGCCAGAAAUUUUAGAUAAUAUGAUUAAAACAUUACAAUCCAAAAUGACACAAACUGAAGAAAAAGUAUCAGCUUUACAAGAAUUUCAAUUAUAUGUUCGUGAAGGAGAUGCCUUAUAUAUUAAACAGAAUUUCAAAAAACUGCUCAAAACGUUACUAGAUAGUUUAACUAACGAUAACAAGAAAAUGCAAGUAGAAGUACUUCAAACAUUAAUUGACAUGCUUAAGUGCCCAGAACUCGUAGACAGUUUUUCCGUUUAUCCUGAAUUACUGGUUUUAAAAGUGAUUAACACAUAUAAGUUAGACGAUCAAAAACAAGAUUCUUCCAGUAGUAGUAAUUCGAGAUCUCCGGUUCUUUGGAUGGCAGAAAAAUGCGCUGCAACGAUAGCAAUGGUCCUAAAACCGGAACAAGUAAUUCAUUUAGUGUCGACUAUAAUAACUACUGAACCAUAUCCUUUGAAUAUGGGCGCGAUAAAAAUGCUUCACAAAGUUGUGGAACAUUGGGGUCGCGAUGCAAUAGAACCCCAUUUGUCAAAGGUUAUGCCCGGUCUUAUAAAAGCGUACGACGAUAACGAAAGUGCAGUACGCAAAAGUGCUGUAUUUUGUAUGGUAGCAAUACACUUGGCAGUUGGUGAAGAGGUUUUAAAACCUCAUCUCAGCUGUUUAUAUACCAGUAAACUGAAGCUUUUAAAUAUUUACAUACAACGCGCGCAACAAGCGAACAGUCAACCAGCAAGUCCACGUAGCAAUAGCAAGAAUUAACUAACAUCAAAUUCCGCGACACUUAGAAUCGCGAUACUUAAAAGAUUUGUUCGUUUGGGUGCAAGGCAUGAACGAAUGCUAGUUAGCUUCCUCAGUAAGUCCAAUCCGUGACGUCUACCAUUGAACGAUCGAAAGUUGUCGAAGUUUUUGAUUAUGAUAGACUGAUCCGUAUGAUUUUACGACAAGGUGUGUGCGACAUACCUGAACUCCUGACAGUGAUGUUGCACAAAAACAAGUAGUAUGCAAGUUAUUUACGCAUAUUGUUUUGUUUGCCAAAAAUUUAUACCUGUUGCAAAGAAAGAAUCGCUUUAGUCGUAAGAUUUAUUCACUCGUAAUAUGUGUAUUUUUUAUUCAUACGUUUACAUCUUGAUAUUAAG